CAACAGGACGAUAGAUACAGCGAACGGGUUCCUUGUUUUUUUUUUUCUUUUUUUGUGGAAAGAAUGACCCUGGAGCCCAUCAUGGCGUGCUGCCUGAGCGAGGAGGCGAAAGAGGCUAGGCGGAUCAACGACGAGAUCGAAAGGCAGCUCCGCCGGGAUAAGAGGGACGCGCGCCGGGAACUCAAACUGCUGCUGCUGGGUACGGGAGAGAGCGGGAAGAGCACCUUCAUCAAGCAGAUGCGCAUCAUCCAUGGCUCGGGGUACUCCGAGGAGGACAAGCGCAGCUUCACCAAGCUGGUUUUCCAGAACAUUUUCACCGCCAUGCAGUCCAUGAUCCGCGCCAUGGAGACCCUCAAUAUUCCCUACAAAUACCAACACAACAAGGGCAACGCCAACAUUGUACGUGAGGUGGACGUGGAAAAGGUGUCCACGCUUGAGAACCCCUACGUAGACGCCAUCAAGAGCUUAUGGAACGACCCUGGAAUCCAGGAGGCCUAUGACAGAAGGAGAGAAUACCAGCUGUCUGACUCUACCAAAUAUUACCUGAACGCCCUGGACCGAAUCGCGGAGUCCUCCUACCUGCCCACCCAGCAGGACGUCCUGCGUGUCAGAGUGCCCACCACGGGGAUCAUCGAGUACCCCUUCGACCUGCAGAGCGUCAUCUUCAGGAUGGUGGACGUUGGGGGUCAAAGGUCAGAGAGGAGGAAGUGGAUCCACUGCUUCGAGAACGUGACCUCCAUCAUGUUCCUCGUGGCGCUCAGCGAGUACGACCAGGUUUUGGUCGAAUCCGACAACGAGAAUCGGAUGGAGGAAAGCAAAGCUCUCUUCAGGACUAUAAUCACGUAUCCCUGGUUCCAGAAUUCCUCCGUCAUUCUGUUCCUAAACAAGAAAGACCUCCUGGAGGAGAAGAUAAUGCACUCGCACCUCGUAGACUAUUUCCCUGAAUAUGACGGGCCCCAGAGGGACGCCCAGGCGGGCCGGGAGUUCAUUUUAAGGAUGUUCGUGGACCUGAACCCCGACAGCGACAAGAUCAUCUACUCCCACUUCACCUGCGCCACGGACACCGAGAACAUCCGCUUCGUCUUCGCCGCCGUCAAGGACACCAUCCUGCAGCUCAACCUGAAGGAGUACAACCUGGUGUGACCGCACCUGGGCUGGCCUGACCGCGCCUGGCCUGACCGCACCUGGCCUGACCGCACCUGGGCGACCGCUCGGCCUUCACAAGAGUGACUGUACUGUCUGUGAGAAAACAAGCUAAAAACGAAACUUAAAACGAGACCACGACAAAAAACGAUCACCUAAAGGCUAAUUUAUUACUGUCCACGACCCCGUGUUCACAGAGUCUAUAGAAAAUAUUAUUAUUCUAUUUAAAAGAAUAAGAAAAAAAAUCUAAUUGGAGGUCUGCAGCACAGUUCAUUGUUUUUCAAAAUUUUUUUUGGAGAAAUGUUGUGAAUUUUAUUUUUUAAAUCUCUUGUGCACUCGAGGGUCAGGGUGUCCGUCCUGGUGUUUCCUCAGCUUUUUAAACCCCGAACCACCCCCUUCCCCCCUCCACCCACCUCCCAUCUUGUAGUCACCUGUUGUCCUCUACGCUGAAAAAACCGCUUCACAAAAAAACUCUUCACAUUAAUGGACUCUCUCUCUCGCUCCCUCUCCCUCUCUGAAGGAUAAAAAAAAAAAGUAUUGAUACUGUGAUUCUUAAAUUAUUGCUAUAAAUUAUUAUGUCCGUCGAGGUACUAUCUGUCGCUUGGUUUGAGCCGGAAAGGUAAAACGAAACGGAAGUGUUUCAGAGCGGGGGAGUCUGCGGCGUCACCUGCCGCUCACCUGGGCAAAGACUGAGCCACCUCAGACAGGCCUCGAGCCGGUGCAUCACACACUCUUCAGUGCCACCACUUUCUCUGUUUUCAGAUCUGUUUUUUUUUUAUCACCGAUGCCAAACAACUACCACACAACACUUCCCCAUCUCCCCCCCCCCCACCCCCCCCAUGCAGUGAGACUCAGCCAGACACGGCAGCCAUUUUCUGGACCGAGGACAGAGGAGAAGCCCGUUAGCCGCUAGGCUAAGCUCUCUGAGCUUAGCCUGAGUUAGCGGGUUUGGCAGUUUAUGUGGUUCUGGAUUCUUUUAUUUCUUUCUCUUUUUUUUUGUCCUUUGUUUCUGAAAUGCCAAAAGCGCCGGUCAGAAAGGAGGCCCCGGACCCUCGAAACGCCGAGCCGUGGCGGCCAUGUUGGCGUCAGCGUGGCGGGAGUUCGUCCCCGCAGCGUCAGCGGCGUCUGCGCUGAGGGUACGCUAGCGCUAAUGCCAAACGGGACCUGACGCGUCCCCCACCUGAGGCUCCGGAACCCGAGGAGAGGGUCCGCCUGCGCGUGGGGCCCCUACCGGCUCAUUUUGGGGUGACCUACGCGAGCCCGUUGUGGAGGAGGGUUAUAUUUUCGUGAGGUGAAGUUUACUUGGCACUGCCCGUGUUGGGUGGUGGGGGGUCUGUAUAUUUAUGAUGUAGGACCAAUACCGCAGCAGCUGAAUUAUGGAUUGGGGGAGGGGGGGGGAGGGUCUGUCCUUUGCGUUGUGUGAAGGGUGUUGAGUGGGGUGGAACUCCUGCGUUCGUGUGGGGCGGCCAGUGUGGGGGAGCCUGUUUUUACAGAGGAGGGGGUGGGGGUAGUUCUCAGACCGCCUCUCCCUCAGAGGGAGGGGGGCGGUUGGGCCAAUCCCCUCCUCACAGGGUCACGUGACCCACAGCAGACCAGAAUGGUCCAAUUGCAGGCCAGCUCCAAUCUAAGGUCCAAUCAGAGUUAAGCUGACACUCUGGUUUGGUGCAGUCAGAGGAGUUGAGUGACUGCCACAGGAAGAGAAAGGACAAUGUUGCACAAUUAUGCACCAAAGCUAGCCCUCAUCUCUGAUUGGCUACAGCUGUUCCACCCCCGCCCCUUUGCAUUUUUGAGUAUAUAUUUUUUUUGUAAUAAUGCCCUUAAACAUAAGCCUGUAAUUUACAUUUUAUUGAGGCAUAGUGCAAUUAUGAAUGCUAUAAUCAUUGUACAUACAUUUCUCUCUUGCUUUUUUCUCUCUUUCUCUAUGUAUAUAAAUAUAUAUGUACAUAUAUGCAUAUACAUGUAUAUAUGUUCAUAUAUAUGUGUAUAUAUGCACAUAUAUGCAUAUAUAUAUAUAUAUAUAUAUGGCCACAUCCAUAUUGGCUUUGUAAUCAUUAAUUUUUUUGGCGAAUGUGCGGUAUUGAAAAUAUGUAUCUAUGUAAUUGUCUUGUAUGUCUUAUAGCUAAUUCAUUUUGAAUAAUGUUAUUUACUUUUUUUUUUAAUCCAAAAAAAUAGAAUGUACAUUUUUUGCCAGUUCAUUUCUCAGCAAGGAAAGCAUUUUUGGUUUUAAAACUAUGAAAAGAAGAAUAAUGCUAUCUAACGGAACGGUUUGCCAGUACUUACAAUUGCUAUUAUAGAUUUUGUUAAUUGAAUUUUGUAUGAAAAACAACCCAGACUAAUUACAGGGCUAAUCAUAUUUGUUAAGACAAAAACAAAUCGAGCAUGUCUGAUGAAGGAGUGACAUCAUCUUAAAAUCUCUGGCCUUUUUCCUUCUGCUUCCUUGUUUACUCUUUUGCCCCUGAAUUUGGACUACGCCUACCAGAUUGCUCUUUGAGAAUACAGCCUGACUUGGACUACACUUCCCAGAUUGCUCUUUGGGAAUACAUCCUGACUUUGUUGGACUACACUUCCCAGGGUGCAUUCAAGAGUUUUUCCCCUGGCUUGACCUACAUGCCUCAGUUUACCCUGAGCACAUUUUCUAGUUUCCUGUGCAGUCUACCAGUCUAGACCUAUGCAUUUUUGGCAGUAUUGUUGUAGGUGCCCUGCCUCAUUCUAUGUGGAAAGGUGGGGGGUCAUUGGGAACGCUCACCCCCCCCCCCCCCCAGUUGUCAAAUACGGAUAAGCAGUUUGGUUUUUGUUUUACAUGCCUCUGAACUGGGGCAAACUGUUGAAUAAAGAAAUAUCUGAAUGAC
Anguilla anguilla (European eel) is the source of this 3992-nucleotide messenger RNA. Its product is annotated as guanine nucleotide-binding protein G(q) subunit alpha. The transcript is spliced from 7 exons. The record is from RefSeq and is a predicted model, not a curated record. Gene Ontology annotation, biological process: adenylate cyclase-modulating G protein-coupled receptor signaling pathway; action potential; phospholipase C-activating dopamine receptor signaling pathway. Lineage: Eukaryota; Metazoa; Chordata; Actinopteri; Anguilliformes; Anguillidae. Gene Ontology annotation, molecular function: G protein-coupled receptor binding; guanyl nucleotide binding; GTPase activator activity. Gene Ontology annotation, cellular component: heterotrimeric G-protein complex. The coding region runs from base 64 to 1143 and encodes 359 amino acids.